GCUUCGAUUGGUUUAUAUAUCUGGAUUUAACCUUGAAUAUGUUUGUCUCACUAAAGUGUAUGAAACAUGCUUUGCCGUCUAGUUCACAUAAUAGUAACAUAGUCACGUCUGAGAUCAGAUGUUCAUUGUAUACAGGAAUAUAUGAUGACCACUCCACCGUAUGUUCGUCAAGCUCAUUUAUCUUGGUUACCCGGUGCUUAUGGUACACCUCCACCGGCAAAUGCAGUUCAAGCAGCCGCUGGUAUUUGUAUUAUUCGUGGUAGAAAAAAUGAAGAUUUAAUACCGGGUAAAAUGCCUAUCGGAAUUGGUGCAGGUUUUAUACCUUAUAAAGGUGAAGAGUUUGGACUUCGUGAAUUCGAGAUAUUGUGUAAUACAAAUGUUUAUGCAAAUCAAGCUUUGUAUAAUUGGGUUCCUGCACGUGAUGGUCAAGUACCUGCUGGUGCAUUUCUCGCUGGAAUAACAGGUAGUGGUGAACCAUUGUAUAUAGCUCGUGCUACAGUAAAUGAUGAAGUGUGUGUCGGCAAAGUGAAUCGUUUGUAUAAGUGUGCACUACUUCCAUGGGGUAAUAAAGAAUAUAAAUUAAGAGAAUAUGAUGUUCUUUGUUGUUUAGAAUAGAAAUUGUUGUUUGUUUCUUUAUAUAUUUUUAAAAAGUGAGAAUAAGAUCUUUGAUCUGUUUUGAGCUGCUUAAAACAUAUUU
Trichobilharzia szidati is the source of this 697-nucleotide messenger RNA. The record is from the annotation of a GenBank genome assembly. NCBI's taxonomy places the organism in Eukaryota, Metazoa, Platyhelminthes, Trematoda, Strigeidida, Schistosomatidae.